GUGGCAUCAUUUUUCCACUUAUUCUUCCGAGUCAGUGCGAUAGUUGUCUAUCUGCUCUGUGAGCUCUUAACUAGCAGCUUUAUUGCCUGCAUGGUGACAAUUAUCCUCCUCUUGUCGUGUGACUUUUGGGCUGUAAAGAAUGUUACUGGGCGGCUGAUGGUUGGCCUUCGCUGGUGGAACCAGGUGGAUGAUGAUGGUAGAAGUCACUGGAUAUUUGAAGCCAGGAAGGUGUCAGCACAAGGGAGUAAAACCUCAUCAGAAGCAGAGUCCCGCAUUUUCUGGUUAGGUCUAAUCACCUGUCCUAUGAUCUGGGUGAUAUUUGCUUUCAGCGCUCUCUUUUCUUUCAAAGUGAAAUGGCUGGCAGUGGUUGUGAUGGGAGUGGUGCUUCAGGGAGCCAACCUUUAUGGUUAUAUCAGGUGUAAAGUUGGCAGUAGAAAGAACUUGACAAGCAUGGCGACCAACUAUCUUGGAAAGCAGUUCUUACGGCAGCAGACUGUGGCUAAAGAGGAUCAAACUGCAUCCUGAGUAUGGUGGGAGCCUCAAGCCAGACCGGAUUCACAGUAGUGAACAACAGAGAAUGUUGCUGUGACCAUGAGAUUUGGAAGCUGCAUAUGUGAGCUGUUGAGGUGUGAAUUAAAAGAAGUAAAUAAAUUGUGCAAGACUUCAGGUUAACACUCCUAGCAACUUAUAUUUGAUUUCCUACUAGCAGUUUGGUUAAGUCCUUUCUUUAGUUUGAUUGAUUAGAAUUAAUUUGCCUAAACUUGAAAUUAAAAAAUAUCCUAGGUGGCUCUCAUAAAGGCUUAGAACUACUGGACGAGUUAAGAGGAAAUUGCUGGACAUUCUUCUUCAGAUAAACCAUGCACAAGCCGAGCCUUCUGUUAUCCAAGAACUCCCCCGGCUCCCCCAGCAGUUGGUGCCUCAGAUAAUUUCAGUUGUGGAUGUUGCUGCGUUUUGUUCUUGGAGGUCAUUGCUGCUUCUGUUACGAAGUUUAGGUAGUGCUCUUUUGGCUCCGCAUCUCUCUCAUUCUGUGAUUUGAACAGCGCUGAGGUGGUUGCAGUGAAGGACACCUAAAGGAAAUGUUGCUAUUGGCUUAGUGGGAAGAUUGUUGAAGUCUCAUGGAAGCUGUAGAAAGUGACUUCUGAGCAGCUCUGGUCUUUUAUUUAUCUGAAGCAUUCUCGGAGGUCUCAGUAACAUCUUAAACCCCUGGAUUUAUGGGAAGUCCCUCUUCUACCUGAAGGCCCGUGUCCGUAUGGAGAAUGUAGCAAGCGUAAAACCAGUUCACGAGGAAGGUUGCAGGUACAAUUUCAGAGACAGAGGAAAUCUGAGAGCCAUCGUUUCCUGACAAAUGCUGUUCAAGUGAUGCCAUCUGGCGUCGUCUUGGCGCCGCGCAGUAGCACAAGUUUGGUGCCGCAGGUCUUUUCCUUGGCCAGGAGGGUGUAGGGCAAUGUGGUCUGCAGUUUCCUUACCAGCCCCUUGGCACAGGGUCGCAGGGAAUGGGACUGACAGGGGUUUACGUUUCUUGAAUCCAUGCAGCGCGUCCUUAAGCCAUGGUCCCCAAGGAGUCUGUGGGCUGGAAGAAAAACCUUUUGUAGGAUCGUGAAAUGUUGUCUGGCAGUGUUCACCUGGAUGGCCAAAAGUGGUGUGUUUUGUGUGAAAAGCUGUAUGAAAGGGGUCAGUUCCUUCUUGUCAUGUAAUUCUGUUGAAGGCAGAUUGUGCUUUUGCAGCGACGGAUAUUGUAACCUUCGGAUGAGGUAUUUUAAAUUAAGAAUGUGGUUUCUUUGUGAAUAAUGGGUAUUGUAAAUGGUGGGAUUGCAUUAACAUGAUUUCUCUCCCUGUAGCAAUACGUGGGAGCUGUACAUUUGUUUAACUCUUUGGAUUGAUAACUUCCUUUUGUAAAUACAUAUUUAUAAAAUCUUGAAAUUAAAAUAAUGCUUUGUUUAACCAGACCAGAUAGCCCUUCCACAAUUCAUGGCUGAGCUCUGUUUAUACACUGUGUUCUUGUGAUGUCGUUUUAACAGGGGUUGCUCGUGAAGUUAAACGGUGCUGUUGAGCGAGCUCUGGCACAGCUCCUUUCACCCAAGGGUCUUGGACAGUUUUCCCUUUGCAAGCGCUUUCUUCGUAAGCCUGCUGGAGUUGUUAUCGUGCAGAGAUAAAGUAAUUGUCACUCUGUACGGUUCAGCUGGAGUGGCUAAGAUGCUCUGUCUGAGGGCAUUGGGAGGGCCCCUCUGCCCUGGCUCGCUCCUGGCAGCUGGCAGCGCACUACGGUAAAUGCUUCUGCCGCCACAUAGCAGGAACUUCUAGUCCCCAUUUACAUGACUUAUUUCUAAGGAAUGAAUGUAAACAAGCAAAUGAAGUCAGUCGCUGAAGUAAAGGUGCUUCUGCAGCCAUGUGGGGACGCACAACAGCAGCGUCUGGCCCAUACGGCACGAUGGAACGGAAAUCCUUUCUGCUCCAGUCCAACAAGCCCCAGUUUGCUGCUGCUGUUGGAGGGACGGCACAGGCUCUGGCACAGCUCCAGCCACAAGGUAGUUGUUUUAAAAUUUGUUGAAAGUUUUGGACUUGAUGUUUAUUCUCCUACUGCCAGAGCUCCCCCCAAACUGCUGGAAAAGAGGGUUUUUCUGGCAGUUGCAGUUUAUUUAAUCAAAGACAGAAGCAUUUAGUAGUAUGUGCCUUUAAAUAUAGCCCUCUAGCUUAUUUUUAUCCUCUUGGCAAACGUUCAGUCUUCUGGCUUCUU
Molecule: messenger RNA, 2734 nt
Organism: Egretta garzetta (little egret)
Lineage: Eukaryota; Metazoa; Chordata; Aves; Pelecaniformes; Ardeidae
Product: Golgi apparatus membrane protein TVP23 homolog B
Exons: 5
Coding region: 91-525 (144 amino acids)
Biological process (GO): vesicle-mediated transport; protein secretion
Cellular component (GO): Golgi membrane
Source: RefSeq, a predicted model, not a curated record